UGGUGGAGACUGGAGAGGAACAACUGCAAAUUAGUGCAAGAGAUGGAAAGCUCAAGCAAGAUGAUGAACACAACCAUCUCUCCUCCUCUUCACACUCUUAAGCCCUUGCGUCGCACGUGGUUAAACCGUGCAUUUGCAUUAGUCUACACGUGUGCCAUAGUUGCACUCUUCUAUCAUCAUUCACUCACUCUCCUCCACUCCACUUCCUUCACCACCUUCUUCCUCUCCCUCAUCUUUCUUCUCACUGAUGCCAUCUUCGUCUUUAUGUGGGUCAACAAUCAAUCCUACCGGAUGCGUCCAGUCCGUCGCCGGGAGUUCCCAGAAAACCUCCUUCGUUUUAUGAAGGAGAGGGAUUUUCCGGCGGUGGACAUAUUUAUAUGUACAGCUGACCCAUACAAAGAGCCACCGAUAAACGUAGUGAACACUGCUCUAUCGGUGAUGGCUUAUGAUUAUCCGAUGGAGAAGCUCUCGGUUUACGUUUCAGAUGAUGGGGGCUCGGAGCUUACUCUGUUUGCUUUCAUGGAAGCUGCCAAGUUCGCCACCCACUGGUUGCCUUUCUGUAAGGAGCAAAGGAUAGAAGAGAGGUGUCCUAAUGCUUAUUUCAAGUCCACCCACAGGUGCACUGAGACUCAAAAGAUGAAGACAAUGUAUGAAACCAUGAAAGCCAAGGUUGAGAGUGCAAUGGACAGAGGGCGUGUUCCUGAUGAGUAUAUUGCCAAUGUAGUGGAGCGCGACGUCUUUGACAAAUGGACGGCUGGAUUUACCCGUGAUGAUCAUCCGGCAGUGAUUCAGGUUUUGGUGGAGAAUGGAAGAGAAAAGGACAUGAGGGGCCAUGAAAUGCCAAACCUUGUGUAUGUUUCCCGAGAGAAGAGCAAGGCCUGUCCCCACCAUUUUAAAGCGGGUGCCCUAAACGCACUACUUCGUGUGUCAGCUGCCAUGACAAAUGCACCAGUACUUCUAACCCUAGACUGCGACAUGUACUCAAAUGACCCGAAAACUCCUCUUCGGGUGCUAUGCUAUCUCUCGGAUCCUACACUCGGGUCAAAACUAGCUUUUGUUCAAUUCCCCCAGCACUUCCAUGGGAUCAACAAGCAUGAUAUCUAUGCUGGUGAAAUGAAGCGUUUGUUCCAAAUUAAUCCACAAGGGAUGGAUGGCCUAGCUGGUGCUAACUAUGUCGGCACAGGAUGUUUUUUCCAACGACGAGCUUUUUUCGGACCGCAGUCAUCGCUAUUGUCUCCUGAGAUCCAAGAAUUAAACCCGGAUCAUGUUGUGAACAAGCCGGUUCGGUCUGAAGCAGUUUUAACAUUGGCUCACCAUGUGGCUAGUUGCAACUAUGAGAAUCAGACCAACUGGGGCAUCAAGAUGGGUUUCAGAUACGGAUCCUUGGUCGAAGACUACUACACGGGUUAUCGGCUUCACUGUGAGGGCUGGAAAUCAGUGUUUUGUAAUCCAGAGAGAGCAGCCUUCCUAGGGGAUGCACCCAUCAAUCUGAGUGAUGUGCUGGGCCAGAUCAAGAGGUGGUCUGUGGGCCUAUUAGAGGUAGCCUUCUCCAAGUACAGCCCAGUCACCUUCGGAAUUCAAUCAAUGGGCAUACUAAUGGGCCUUUCUUAUGCUCAUCUAGCAUUUUGGCCUAUUUGGUCCUUUCCAGUCGCAUUCUAUGCCUUUGUUCCUCAGCUGGCUCUCAUCAAUCGGGUCUUCAUCUUUCCAGAGGUAUCAGACCCUUGGUUCUAUUUGUACAUAUUCCUUUUCUUGGGAGCCUAUGCACAGGAUCUACUAGAAUUCUUACUAGCAAGAGGAACAAUCCUAAUGUGGUGGAACAAUCAAAGAAUGUGGAUGAUAAGGGGAAUCUCAUCUUACCUAUUAGGAUCCAUUGAUUUCUUUCUUAAAUCAAUUGGCAUAUCUGCAUUUGGAUUCAAUGUGACUAGCAAAGUGAUCGACGACGAACAAAGUAAGCGUUAUGAACAAGGUAUUUUCGAGUUCGGAGUUGCAUCACCCUUAUUUGUACCACUAACAACAGCUGCCAUUAUCAACUUGAUCUCAUUACUAAAAGGAAUAGCAGAUCUUUUCAAAGAUGGGAAUAUUGGGGAAGUAUUUGUGCAAUUAUUCCUAUCUAGUUUUGUGGUGAUAAAUUGCUGGCCAAUUUAUGAAGCUAUAGCUCUGAGGAAGGAUGGAGGAAAGAUGCCUACAAAGACUACUGUGGCAUCUACCCUACUAGCAUGGGUUCUUUAUUCAAUGGCAUCUCUUAUAUCAAAACCUUGAAAUAUUAUUGGGAUUUCUCCUCUCUUCUCUCAUUUGUUUUCAGAGAAAUCUAGAAUAAUCCUUUGUGAAAUGCAUGUGUGUGUGCACCCGUGAUGCAUGCCUUUUUUGUUUUUAUUUCUUGUAAGUGUAGGGGAUUUCUUUUUAUCUUUUUUUAAGGGGUGAAGGUGUCAGUUAAUGUAAUGAACAUAAAAGUUAAUUAAUUUAAUUAUGUUAUUUUAAACAA
Macadamia integrifolia is the source of this 2482-nucleotide messenger RNA. RefSeq names its product cellulose synthase-like protein G3. Bases 43 to 2259 code for a protein of 738 amino acids. Gene Ontology annotation, cellular component: plasma membrane; trans-Golgi network. Gene Ontology annotation, biological process: plant-type primary cell wall biogenesis; cellulose biosynthetic process. The record is from RefSeq and is a predicted model, not a curated record. Gene Ontology annotation, molecular function: cellulose synthase (UDP-forming) activity; mannan synthase activity. Lineage: Eukaryota; Viridiplantae; Streptophyta; Magnoliopsida; Proteales; Proteaceae. The transcript has 6 exons.